AUGUCUAGUUCAAACGCCUCGAGGAUGAAGUUGUCGCUGCUCUUUUCGGCCUUGUUCGCAGUGGGGCUAUUGGCAUCAACUGCUGUGGUGGUAGAAUCUUACGUCCCACGGCCGCCCUAUUCCUAUCAAAGCGUGAGCGGUCGCCUUCAUGUUGCGCCAAUACGGAUGUUUGGGUUGGAACCACCGUCAUCGAGAGCAGAGGAACAAGAAGUCACUGCCGCAUCAAACAUAGCAAGACGACACCUUAUGCGGCAGCUUUUCAGCGUCGUUGUGACAGCCUCUUCUUUUGCUGCGAUCCCACCAAAACCAGUUGCGGCCUUGAAGCCACGAAACGAGCAGCUAUGUGGAACCGGAUUCUUCACCAAUUAUCUCGAGUACAAGUGCACGGAUAUUGGGGACAUUUCCGACGAAGGACAAGCCACCACUUUGUCUUCCAGCCAAGAGGGAGCCGCCGAUUCAUUGCUAAACAAAUUGAAUCUUAGUUUCGAGGAAGAAGAUUCUCCCAGUAGUACCAGUACAAGCAAUGUUGAUCAAAAUGAAAGCACCAACGACAAAAAAGACAGCAAAGCAGAUACUAGCUAG
Molecule: messenger RNA, 582 nt
Organism: Seminavis robusta
Lineage: Eukaryota; Bacillariophyta; Bacillariophyceae; Naviculales; Naviculaceae
Source: the annotation of a GenBank genome assembly